Molecule: messenger RNA, 3075 nt
Organism: Pelagomonas calceolata
Lineage: Eukaryota; Pelagophyceae; Pelagomonadales; Pelagomonadaceae
Source: the annotation of a GenBank genome assembly
CAGGGGUGAAACGGCGCGCGACGGCGCGCGGUAUGAGGCGCUAGGGGCAGCCCCGACGGCACGAUGAGAACGCUCUUAGCGGCGCUGGCCGUCCGCGCGGCCGCCGCCGCCUGGUCCGACGGCGCGGUAGCACCGCAGGACUGCGACGCGCUGUCCGGCGUGCCGCUCCAAGUCCUCAUGUACGGCAACAACGACGCCUACACGCUGCGAAAGUUGGACCAGGGCGAGUGGGAGAAGCUCUUCAAGAUCAACUGGUUCGACGGUCAUAUUAAUGCCGCCGCCGUCUUCGUAGACGAUAAUAAUGAUGUGUACUUCUUCGCGUCGUUCGGGGGCUAUCUGUGUCGCUUCGACGAGGACCAGAAGGUUUGUUUCGACGGGCAGCUGAAAUACUCGUCGCCCAAUGCGGGGGUGAUCGUCGGGGCCACGUUUUACUAUAGCAAGAAUCUCGGCCGGGACGGCGGCGAGACGAUCCACUUCGUGACGGACAUCGGUUCGGAUUCACCGACACAAGUCACGUCGGACAAAGUCGCCUUCUCAUCCACCUUAUUCGAAGGGGCAGUUUUGGAUUUCGCUGCUGUUGAUGAGGCCGAUGGUGUCUCGUACGUCGAGGACGGCGACGACGAUCUCGCUUACUUGCUGGGACUGGGGGCGGACUUCGAGGUCGUCGUGAUCCGAUUGGAUAACGACGGCCACCCGGACGCCUAUGCUGUUCUAGAAGGUACUGUAGAGUGGGGUGCCGGGGAGGAAGGCGAGUCCGGCGGCUUCGGCGCGGCCUACAUGUUCAAGUCCGAUGGUGAUGAUGCUGUUACUUCAGUGUUCUUUUCCUCAAAUGGUGGGAAGGGGACCUUUGGGCUGGACCUCGGGUUUGCCGUCGACGACGACUGCUGGAACGAAGGUACUGAUGUUUCCGGUCAUACGACAUGUACCACAUCACAACCAAUCGUGCGCUACGAGGCCGCGUCCGAGGAGUCGUCGUCGAAUGAUGGGUUAAAUUGCCCCUUUGGCGUGCUCGGCACCGACGCGCCCACGGCGCUCCCGACGACGUCCUCCCCAAGUUACGCCCCCACCGUCGAGAAGACGGAGGAGCCCACGCCGCGGCCGACGCACGAUCCUACCAAGGCCCCCAAGCCGCGGCCGACGGCGGCGCCCACUUAUCAGCCUUCUGUGGACCCGACGAUCGAGCCUACCGAAAUGCCGACGUACGAGCCCUCCAAGGCGCCAACACCCAAGCCGUCGCCGGCGCCCACCUCGAGGCCCUCGGCAAAUCCGUCUUACGCUCCAAGUAUCGACCCCACAUUUGAGCCCACGCACGAGCCCAGCUAUGAGCCGACCGUCUCGCCGACGCCGAGGCCGUCCGAUGCGCCGAGCUAUUCCCCAACCGUGGACCCGACCUUCGAGCCGACGGUCUACCCCACGUACGAGCCCUCGACGUCACCGACGCCGAAGCCGUCACCGGCGCCCACGUCGCGCCCCUCGCCGGAGCCCUCGUACGCCCCCACUGUGGACCCCACGUUCGAACCGACGGUCUACCCCACGUACGAGCCGUCGACGUCGCCGACGCCGAGGCCGUCCGAUGCGCCGAGCUAUUCCCCGACGGUCGACCCGACGUUCGAACCCACCCAUUUGCCAACAUACGAACCCUCGGCCGGGCCGAGCCCGCGGCCGACGCCCCAACCGUCGUCAAAACCAACAGCGGCGCCGUCCUACGCGCCUUCCGUGGAUCCGACCUUCGAGCCCACGCUCGCUCCCACCUACGAGCCGACCCUCAAGCCCUCGGACCGCCCGACCGUCGCGCCAAGCUAUGGGCCCUCCGCGCCGCCCUCGAUCGGCCCUUCCGCGGAGCCAACCUACGCCCCUACCUUCUCGGAGACGCACGAGCCUACAUUAAAGCCUUCGAUGGAGCCGUCGGCCGCGCCGUCCUGGCAGCCCUUCAUUAUUGAUAGUGUCAACUGCGACCCAAACAAGGCAGCACCUUUACAAGUUCUAAGGUGGGAGGACGCCGACGAAUACAGUCUGAGAAGUUGGGACUUCCAGACGGGCGAGUACAAGAAAGAGUACAAUAUCGACUACUUUGAUGGGCACAUCAACGCCGUGGCCAUGUGGGAACGCGCGGACGGGAACAACUACGCCAUUGGCUCAUUUGGGGGCAACCUGUCGUGGUUCUCGAAGAAGAAGCGCAUCGACAUUGGAAGCUUAGUCUACGACACGCCGAAUGCUGGUACGGUCAUUGGAAAUGAUUACUACUACGCCCGUUCCCCGGGCAAGGACGAGAGGAACUGCGGCAUUUAUUUCGUCGAGGACAUUGCUGGGGAGCCUAGAUUCGAAACGACCUCCAAUCUAUGUAUUUCGAAAUCAGUCUUCGAGGGUGCCGUGCUAGAUUUCGUGGCCGCGAACGAAGACGACGCGGAUAGGUACGGUACUUCAUCAACGUAUGUGGACGACAACGAAGCGGAAGGUCUAUAUUUGUUCGGGCUGGGCGAGCAGCACGAGGUGCUCAUCGUCAAGUUAGUAGACAAAAUGCCACAAGCGUACGCAGUCGUCUCCAGCGUCAUCGACUGGCGGAGCAAGGAGGACGACGACGAGCCUUCGGACGACUCGGGGUAUGGUGCUGGGUAUAGCUUCUUGGGGCCGACCGAGCAGCGCUUCUUCUUCACAUCGAACAAAGGAUUUGGCAUGUUUGAGCUCCAGAUGCCCAUCACUGUACCAGACGAUUGCUGGAACACCGGUACAAAUACCGAUGAUCAUAAGGAAUGCAAGGAUGCGCCGGCGGCGACGCUGACGUGGAUGGGCGCCUCCGCAGUCACAAACUACAACGACGGCUUGAACUGCCCCGUGACGACUGUGUUUGGCAGUGCAUAAAUCAAAUUGUCGCGACAUCACUCACUGGUUGAUUUGCGCACAGGUGUUCGGGCACAUCUCCUAUGCGCCGACCUACGUCCCGUCGCCGAUGCCGUCCAAAUCGGACCGACGGCUCACCGAUUCGUCGGCGUCGGACCGACGGAUACGGCGGAGUCUGCGGCGGGGGAAUUGGCGGGGACUUUGGCGGGGGUUCUAAGUGUAAUUCGAUGACAUGAG